AUGCUGGUGCCAAGCUGUUGGAUGAUGCACGUAGUCAGGCCAGUGGUGGUGCUCCUGUGCUUGCUACUCUAUGCUGAUGCUGAAACACCACCAAAGUUUACAAGAACUCCCGUUGACCAGACAGGAGUUUCUGGAGGAGUUGCCUCAUUCAUCUGUCAAGCCACAGGAGAUCCAAGACCUAAAAUUGUCUGGAACAAAAAAGGAAAGAAAGUCAGCAAUCAGAGAUUUGAGGUAAUAGAGUUUGAUGAUGGAUCUGGAUCAGUUCUCAGAAUACAACCACUGCGCACGCCACGAGAUGAAGCUAUUUAUGAAUGUGUGGCUUCCAACAGUGUUGGCGAAAUAAGUGUGUCCACGAGACUCACUGUUUUACGUGAGGAUCAAAUUCCCCGAGGUUUCCCCACCAUUGAUAUGGGCCCACAGCUGAAGGUGGUUGAACGAACACGUACAGCUACCAUGCUAUGUGCAGCCAGUGGCAAUCCUGAUCCCGAAAUAACUUGGUUCAAAGAUUUCUUACCUGUUGACACAAGCAACAACAAUGGCCGCAUCAAGCAGUUACGCUCAGAAUCUAUUGGUGGUACACCAAUAAGAGGUGCUCUCCAAAUUGAACUGAGUGAAGAAUCUGACCAAGGCAAAUAUGAGUGUGUUGCAACCAACAGCGCGGGUACACGCUAUUCUGCCCCUGCCAAUCUAUAUGUCAGAGAGCUGCGAGAAGUUCGACGGGUCCCACCGAGGUUCUCUAUCCCCCCCACCAAUCAUGAGAUCAUGCCUGGCGGGAGUGUAAAUAUCACGUGUGUUGCGGUGGGGUCACCAAUGCCAUAUGUGAAAUGGAUGCUAGGAGCAGAAGAUUUGACACCUGAGGAUGAUAUGCCAAUCGGGAGGAACGUCCUUGAGCUUAAUGAUGUCAGGCAGUCUGCAAACUAUACUUGUGUUGCUAUGUCUACCCUUGGUGUUAUAGAAGCAAUAGCGCAGAUAACUGUCAAAGCCUUACCCAAACCUCCUGGAACACCUGUGGUGACAGAAAGCACAGCGACAAGCAUAACAUUGACUUGGGAUUCUGGGAACCCUGAGCCGGUUUCUUACUACAUAAUCCAACACAAACCCAAAAACUCUGAGGAGCCAUAUAAAGAAAUUGAUGGGGUGGCCACAACACGCUAUAGCGUGGCUGGUCUAAGCCCAUAUUCAGAGUAUGAAUUUCGGGUAGUUGCUGUAAAUAACAUUGGGCGAGGACCACCCAGUGAGCCUGUGUCAACAAGGACUUCAGAGCAAGCACCUUCAAGUGCACCACGCAAUGUGCAGGCCCGUAUGUUGAGCUCUACCACCAUUUUGGUACAGUGGGAAGAACCUGAGGAACCUAAUGGACAAAUACAAGGUUACAGAGUUUAUUACACCAUGGACCCCACUCAACAUGUCAACAGUUGGAUGAAGCACAAUGUGGCUGACAGCCAUAUUACCACUAUUGGGAAUCUGAUACCCCAGAAAACAUACUCUGUGAAGGUUCUUGCUUUUACUUCUGUUGGGGAUGGACCACUUUCUAGUGACAUUCAAGUCAUCACUCAAACAGGAGUGCCUGGUCAGCCACUGAACUUCAAAGCGGAACCUGAGUCUGAAACAAGCAUAUUACUUUCUUGGACACCUCCACGCUCUGAUACCAUUUCCAGCUAUGAACUGGUUUACAAAGAUGGGGAGCACGGGGAGGAGCAACGGGUUUCCACUGAACCUACUACAUCUUAUCGCCUGCAAGGCUUAAGGCCAAACAGCUUGUACUUAUUCCGUCUAGCUGCACGUUCUCCGCAAGGCCUGGGUGCUUCAACAGCAGAAAUCUCAGCAAGAACCAUGCAGUCAAAGCCAUCAGCUCCUCCUCAAGACAUUAGUUGCACAAGCCCCAGCUCCACUAGCAUUUUGGUAAGUUGGAAACCUCCACCGGUGGAAGAACAGAAUGGCAUUAUCACUGAAUACUCCAUCAAGUACAUUGGGAUUGAUGGAGAAGAUGUCAAGCCCCAUGAAAUUUUGGGAAUUUCCUCGGACAGUACCCAAUACCUUUUGGAACAGCUGGAAAAAUGGACUGAGUACCGGAUCUCUGUGACUGCCCACACUGAUGUUGGACCUGGCCCAGAGAGCUUAGCAGUAUUGAUUCGGACAGAUGAAGAUGUUCCUAGUGGUCCUCCUCGCAAAGUCGAGGUAGAGGCUGUCAACUCUACCGCUGUUAAAGUGUCAUGGCGCUCACCUGUACCCAAUAAGCAGCAUGGUCAGAUCCGAGGAUACCAGGUCCACUACGUGAGGAUGGAAAAUGGAGAGCCAAAGGGUCAGCCCAUGCUGAAGGACAUCAUGCUGGCUGAUGCACAGUGGGAAUAUGAUGAUACUACUGAACAUGAAAUGAUAAUUUCUGGGCUUCAGCCUGAAACUACAUACUCCUUCACUGUGACAGCCUAUACAACAAAAGGUGAUGGAGCACGCAGCAAGCCCAAACUCAUAUCUACUACUGGUGCAGUUCCAGGCAAACCUCGGCUUGUGAUUAGCCACACACAGAUGAACACGGCUCUAAUUCAGUGGCACCCUCCUGUGGACACUUUUGGCCCGCUGCAGGGUUAUCGCCUGAAGUUUGGUCGCAAAGACAUGGAUACAUUUACAACCAUGGAGUUCUCAGAGAAGGAAGAUCACUUCACAGCCACAGACAUUCACAAAGGAGCUUCUUACGUCUUCAGGCUCUCAGCUAGAAAUAAAGUGGGCUUUGGGGAGGAGAUGGUUAAAGAGAUUACUGUUCCUGAAGAGGUACCCAGUGGAUUUCCCCAAAAUCUUCACUCGGAAAGCUCUACUUCUACAUCAGUUCAAUUAACUUGGCAGAUGCCACUCUUGGCAGAGAGAAAUGGCAUUAUCACCAAAUACACCAUCUUGUACAGAGAUAUCAAUGUCGCCUACCAGCCAUCUGAACUCCCUGUUGUCCCUGCUGAUACCCCUAUGACACUUUCUGGCUUAAAACCAGAUACCACAUAUGAUGUAAAAGUACGUGCCCACACAAGCAAAGGGCCUGGUCCAUAUAGUCCAAGUGUCCAGUUCAGGACACUACCCGUGGAUCAAGCAGUGUUUGCAAAAAAUUUUCAUGUUAAAGCAGUAAUGAAGACUUCUGUUUUGCUGUCCUGGGAAAUUCCAGAAAAUUACAAUUCAGCCUUGCCUUUCAAAAUCCUUUAUGAUGAUGGAAAAAUGGUGGUGGAGGUUGAUGGACGUGCCACUCAAAAGCUGAUCACUAACUUGAAGCCAGAGACAUCAUAUUCAUUUGUGCUGACAAACAGAGGGAAUAGUGCUGGCGGUCUUCAGCACAGAGUGACAGCAAAGACUGCACCAGACGUGCUUCGUACCAAGCCAGUCUUCAUUGGAAAGACCAACUUAGACGGCAUGAUAACUGUGGAACUUCCAGAAGUACCUUCAAAUGAGAAUAUAAAAGGUUAUUACAUAGUUAUUGUGCCUUUGAAGAGGUCUCGUGGAAAGUUUAUCAAACCAUGGGAGAGUCCAGAUGAAAUGGAACUAGAUGAGCUGCUUAAGGAGAUAGCUAGGAAACGCAGAAGCAUUCGUCUUGGGAGGGAAGUUGAAUUAAAGCCAUAUAUUGCAGCUCACUUUGAAGUUCUUCCUACGGAGUUCACGUUGGGGGAUAAGAAGCAUUAUGGUGGCUUUGAGAAUAAGCAGCUGCAGAGUGGUCAAGAAUAUGUCUUCUUUGUGUUGGCUGUAAUGGAGCACUCAGAAUCUACUAUGUAUGCAACCAGCCCAUAUUCUGAUCCUGUUGUGUCGAUGGAUCUUGAUCCCCAACCAAUUACAGAUGAGGAAGAAGGCUUGAUUUGGGUUGUUGGACCAGUUCUUGCAGUGGUGUUUAUCAUCUGUAUUGUUAUUGCUAUACUUCUUUAUAAAAGUAAACCUGACAGGAAGAGGGCUGAAUCUGAUUCUAGAAAGAGCAGCAUACCCAACAGCAAGGAGGUCCCCUCUCACCAUCCCACAGACCCAGUGGAGCUGCGACGCCUUAAUUUUCAAACUCCGGGUAUGGCCAGUCAUCCCCCAAUACCUAUCUUGGAACUUGCAGAUCACAUUGAAAGAUUGAAAGCAAAUGACAAUUUGAAGUUCUCACAGGAGUAUGAGUCUAUUGAUCCUGGACAGCAGUUCACAUGGGAACACUCUAACCUGGAAGUAAACAAACCAAAGAAUAGAUAUGCGAAUGUAAUUGCGUAUGACCAUUCUCGUGUUCUACUCUCAGCAAUAGAAGGCAUACCAGGCAGUGACUAUAUUAAUGCCAACUACAUAGAUGGAUACAGAAAACAGAAUGCUUACAUAGCAACACAAGGGGCAUUGCCAGAAACCUUUGGUGACUUCUGGAGGAUGAUGUGGGAGCAACGGGGUGCAACUGUCGUCAUGAUGACAAAACUAGAGGAGAGGUCCAGGGUGAAGUGUGAUCAAUACUGGCCAAGCAGAGGCACAGAAACUUACGGACUAAUCCAAGUCACCCUUUUAGACACUGUUGAAUUGGCAACGUACUGUGUUCGUACAUUUGCACUUUACAAGAAUGGUUCAAGUGAGAAAAGGGAAGUGAGGCAAUUCCAGUUCACUGCCUGGCCUGACCAUGGUGUCCCAGAACACCCAACACCAUUCUUAGCUUUCCUGCGACGAGUCAAGACAUGCAACCCACCUGAUGCUGGACCUAUGGUCGUACAUUGCAGUGCUGGAGUCGGCAGGACUGGCUGUUUCAUUGUGAUAGAUGCCAUGUUAGAGAGAAUAAAGCAUGAAAAGACUGUAGAUAUUUAUGGCCACGUAACUCUAAUGAGAGCGCAGAGGAAUUACAUGGUUCAAACUGAGGACCAAUACAUCUUUAUCCACGAUGCACUGCUGGAAGCAGUGACAUGUGGAAAUACCGAAGUGCCAGCCAGAAACCUGUAUGCAUAUAUCCAGAAGCUGACACAGAUAGAAACAGGCGAGAAUGUCACAGGAAUGGAACUGGAGUUUAAGCGUCUUGCUAGCUCUAAGGCUCACACUUCAAGAUUCAUCAGUGCCAAUCUUCCAUGUAAUAAAUUCAAAAAUCGCCUUGUCAAUAUUAUGCCAUAUGAGUCUACAAGGGUAUGCUUGCAGCCAAUCCGAGGAGUAGAAGGCUCUGAUUAUAUUAAUGCCAGUUUCAUUGAUGGAUACAGACAACAAAAAGCUUACAUAGCUACACAGGGUCCUUUAGCAGAAACAACUGAAGACUUCUGGAGAAUGCUCUGGGAGCAUAAUUCUACAAUUGUGGUCAUGCUCACUAAGCUACGAGAAAUGGGCAGAGAAAAAUGCCACCAGUACUGGCCUGCAGAGCGCUCAGCCAGAUAUCAGUAUUUUGUGGUAGAUCCGAUGGCAGAGUACAACAUGCCACAGUAUAUUCUGAGGGAAUUCAAGGUUACAGAUGCAAGGGAUGGCCAGUCCCGAACAGUGAGGCAAUUCCAGUUCACUGACUGGCCAGAACAAGGAGUGCCAAAGUCUGGAGAAGGAUUUAUUGACUUCAUAGGCCAAGUGCAUAAAACAAAAGAGCAGUUUGGUCAGGAUGGACCAAUUUCUGUUCAUUGCAGUGCGGGUGUUGGAAGGACUGGAGUAUUCAUAACCCUGAGCAUUGUGUUAGAGAGAAUGAGAUAUGAAGGUGUUGUAGAUAUCUUCCAGACUGUCAAAAUGUUAAGGACGCAGCGACCAGCCAUGGUACAGACAGAGGAUCAAUACCAGUUCUGCUAUCGAGCCGCACUGGAAUAUCUGGGCAGCUUUGAUCACUAUGCAACAUAA
Pygoscelis adeliae (Adelie penguin) is the source of this 5775-nucleotide messenger RNA. RefSeq names its product protein tyrosine phosphatase, receptor type, D (gene PTPRD). NCBI's taxonomy places the organism in Eukaryota, Metazoa, Chordata, Aves, Sphenisciformes, Spheniscidae. The record is from RefSeq and is a predicted model, not a curated record. Gene Ontology annotation, biological process: protein dephosphorylation. Gene Ontology annotation, molecular function: protein binding; protein tyrosine phosphatase activity.